Messenger RNA from Carassius auratus (goldfish), 2814 nucleotides. RefSeq lists its product as uncharacterized. NCBI's taxonomy places the organism in Eukaryota, Metazoa, Chordata, Actinopteri, Cypriniformes, Cyprinidae. The record is from RefSeq and is a predicted model, not a curated record. The coding region runs from base 41 to 1267 and encodes 408 amino acids. The transcript is spliced from 8 exons. Gene Ontology annotation, cellular component: nucleus.
GAACAUUCGGGUCAGUCGAGUUGUUCCGAAGACGGAGAGGAUGUUACGUCACAAGAUUUCCGCAACGCGUUGGUUUUUCCCUGGGAAGAUGGCGACGGUCACAGCAGCCACCUCAGAAUGGAUCCAGUUCUUCAGAGAUGCUGGGAUCCCUCCUGGACUGGCUGUCAACUACGCAGUGUCGUUUGUUGAUAACAGGAUUCAGAAAAGCAUGCUUAUGGACCUCAGUAAGGAAAUAAUGAUGGACUUGGGAAUUACAGUCAUCGGGGACAUCAUAGCCAUUCUCAAACACGCAAAGCAUGUGUAUAGACAGGAUAUGUGUAAAACGACAACCGAGGCCAUUUCGUCUGGACAGACUAGUGUACAGGCUGAACUGAGACGUACUGCUAACACUCCUGCCACACGCAUGAUUGCCAAUGCUCUGAGCCGGGACUCCCCACCAAGCACGCCUGCUCGGCGCCCUGACAACCGAAUUUCAGUAACCGUCUCCAACGCCAGUGCCAAAACAGUGCCCAGCAAGCCAGCAGAAGAAAAUGGGUUGAAAGUGAAGCGCCGGCGAGUCACAAGAGAAAUGGAGGGGAAAUAUAUCAUAAACAUGCCGAAAGGCACAACAGCUCGCACUCGGCACCUCCUGGCACAGCAGGCAAAGAAAGCUAAGGUUUUAAAGCGUGCUUCAGUGUUUGAUAGACUUGGGGCAGAGUCUAAGGCAGACACCACCUCAGCCAAUAAGCAGCCAACAGGUGUGUUUAGCCGGCUGGGUGAAGCAGGGAAAGAGGAAAAGGGUGGAGGAAAGACCGAUGGUGUUGCAGAGGCUUUAGAGGACAAUGACAGCGACGGUGAGGGCUCAGUGCUACAAUAUGCCGGCGUUCUUAAAAGACCCCCACCCAAUUCUAAAAAAGAGACUGUUACUGCCAAAUCUAAACCCCUCACUCUGCGUAGACUAGGUGCAAAGUACAAACUCCCCUUAUCUGAAGGCACACCACCUAUCUCCUCCUCUACCUCCUCCUCCAGCCAGGAGGGGACACCCAAACUGGGUGUACUCCAGAGACUGGGCAAGGCCCCGUCAGUCAACCCUACCUCUUCGACCCCUCUAGUCAGUCAGCCUGCAGACACCCAGGACAGUCGUGUUACGAGCAGCAGAAGCAAAGCCCAGGGCAGCUUUGCUCUGGCCAGCCAUAAGGUCAGUAGUAGCACAGGCGACACUCACGGGGCUCAGAUGGACGCUGGGGCAGUCAGUGUAUUCAAGAGACUGGGAGCCCGGAAAAACUAAAAGGCAUCCCUUUUUAUCCAGUUUGCCCCUUUUAUAAAUUAAAACCCACCUGAAUAUCCAUUUGAGUGAGUGGAGAAACUCUAGGACCACACUUGAUGGAUUGGGAAGUUGAUAUGCCGUUACCUCAUGGAGUGUUCUGAAUUGAUGAUACAAGGGGAAAAAAGGGACAGAUGCAGUAUCUGUUAAAUGUGAGUGUGGACAUAACUGCUCUCGUUUUGUUUGGUUAUAGGAAUCAUGCUCUAUCCCCCAUCCUAAUUUUAUAUCUGCUCUCCUGUGCCCCUGUGAGUGAAACAUUUUUUCAGAUUAAAGUGGGGUUUGUAAUAAAGAUUUUAUAAUGCAUGGCACCCAGCAACAAAUGCAUGAAAUGUCAAGGUUGUUUUUUUUCCUCUACGGUAGACAAGAGACUUGAGUAAAAGCAUGUGCUGUGUUUACCACAAACACUUAAGCUUAUAACAAAGAAAAAAAUAAUAAUUGUCAUCAUUUACUCACCUUCAUGUCAUUCCGAAAACGUAUGAUUUUGUUUCUUCUGUGGAAUUUUUUUUUGAUUAAUGGAUGUCAGUGGGUGCCAAAAUGAUUUGGUUAUCAAAAUUCUUCAAAAUACAAUUUGUGUUCUGCAGAAGAAAAUAAUCAUACAGUUUUGGAAAAGAGGAGUAAAUGGUGACACUUCAUUUUUUGUGUUAACUAUUCCUUUCACUUUAAAGGAUUUUUAUAAUAAAGAAAAAGCCAUAUGUUGGCUUAAAACUGCACACAUGAGCAUUUCCAUUAAUGCGCCUUAACCUGCGGACACCCUAGAUGUUUAUAGAGAAAAAAAAACACAACAAAUAAUACAUCCCAAAUGAGAAGACCUACAGGCUACUUCCUUUUCCAAACCUGCAGCUUUAAAGUUUGUGUUAUUUUUUUUUUCAGCUAAAAGGUUACAUCAUGAUGUGUCUUUUUAUUUUAUUUUAUUGGUGACGAUAGGAAUUCCCAGUUCACCAAAAAAUUUGACUUGAAAUGCCCAAAAAUGCAAAUGUUUCGUGUGAGCUUGUGUUUCCGGUGUCUCGUUCUCACAUGCAUACAAAUUAAAUUUAAAAGUGUUGUGUGACCGCCUCUUUGUGACCACAACUGUAACCAUGCUUGACUCAUGUUAAAGUGUCUCUGCUCUCAAAUUUCCAUAUCCAAUGGGAAUUUGUGGUGUUAAGUGUUUAGGGCCUUGACAAGCAGAGCAAAUAUAGCAUUGGUGAUAGCAUGCUGUUGCCAAGCAACACACGUGGAGAUGGACCCUUAUGUAUUGUAUAAGUAUUUCACCCCUUUGUACUGUUCACUACAGUAACCACUAAUCAUGCCGUUGUGAUAGGAAUUCACCUAUGCUUUGUCAUGUUUUGCCAUGGUUUUUUUUUUAUAUAAUAUUAUAAUUUUAAGCAUCUUAAAUGCAGAAUUCCGUUAGAAUGUUAUGUUUAAAGAAUAUUAAGAGAGAUAAAACAUUUUAACUGGUUAAGUUUAUGAAAUAUUGAUGAAGAAUAUUUGUUUUGGGAAUGGAUUGAAUAUAAAAAGAUAAAACAGAAAAA